Molecule: messenger RNA, 1505 nt
Organism: Quercus lobata
Lineage: Eukaryota; Viridiplantae; Streptophyta; Magnoliopsida; Fagales; Fagaceae
Gene: RUP2
Product: Transducin/WD40 repeat-like superfamily protein
Exons: 1
Coding region: 95-1279 (394 amino acids)
Biological process (GO): response to UV-B
Molecular function (GO): protein binding
Source: RefSeq, a predicted model, not a curated record
AAUACUGUGGGUUUAAAAGUUUGUGGGAGCCUUUCAUUGGUCCAAAGAUCCAAAAACCUCCAAUGACAUCUCUACAACUCCAUUUGAAUGGGAUAUGAAAAGCUUCUCCACAAAAUCCCUAUCCCUUCCAGACCAAACCCAACAAACAAAACGCAAACAAAAACACAGCAUAGCCCAAGAUGAAGAAGAAGAAGAUGAAGAUAACGAAGAAAAAGCUAGAUGCGAAUGGGAUUUCAAGCUCUCCACCAUUGUCUCUUCAAGCACGUCCAUUGGAGCUGUUUCCGACACCCUCGGAGCAAUCGAAUUGGAUCCCUCAGAUACCUUGGUAGCCACGGGUGGCAUAGCAAGAAAGAUUAGAGUUUAUAGUUUAAGCACUUUGUUGCCUGAUGAAGAAGAACACGUUGACAACGUUAGUAGUACUACGUUGUUAGACCACGCCAGUGCAUGUGACUAUUACGUGUGCACCCCAGCAAAGCUUAGCAGCCUGAGAUGGAAACCCGGGUCGGGCAAUCGGGUCCUGGGGUCUGGGGACUAUGAUGGGGUUGUGAUGGAGUAUGACCUCGAGAGGAAAAUACCCAUUUUUGAGCGUGACGAGCAUGGCGGGCGCCGGGUCUGGAGCGUGGACUAUUCGCAUUGGGAUCCGGUUAUCGGAGCGUCCGGGUCGGACGAUGGAACCAUGCAAAUAUGGGACCCACGUUAUGAAGGUGGGAAAUGUGUGGCUACGGUGCAGCCUAGCGUGUCACGUAGUCCUGUUUGUUCUGUGGAAUUCAAUCCAUUUGGUGGGGCAUUAGUUGCCGUUGGAUGUGCUGACCGGAGGGCUUACGGGUAUGAUGUUAGAAACUUGGGUGACCCGGUUGUGGUUUUUGAUGGGCAUGGUAAAACAGUUACUUAUGUUAGAUUUCUUGAUGAUCAUAUGAUUGUUUCGGCUGGGACUGAUGGGUGUUUGAAGCUGUGGAAUGUUGAUGAUUCUACACGUGUGAUUCGCACGUACAAAGGGCACGUGAAUAGCCGGAGCUUCGUCGGGUUAUCCGUGUGGAGAAAUGGUGGGUUACUCGGAUGCGGGUCGGAAAAUAACCGGGUUUUUGUGUAUGAUAAGAGGUGGGGUGAACCCAUAUGGGUGCAUGGGUUUGAGCCAGUGACUGGACCCAGGUGUGACCAUGGGUUUGUUAGUAGUGUGUGUUGGGGCCAAGUUGGGGAGGACCAAUGUACACUUUUGGCAGGAGGAUCAGAUGGGGUUUUGCAAGUUUUUGUGGGCAAAAGGAAGUUGUUUUCAUAUUAGUAAUUGCUUUUGACCCACUUUCCUUCAAUAUUGUUUGGGAAUUUUUAAUCAUAUAGAGAGUUGUGCACGCAAUUUUUUUUUUUGAAUAAAGAUAAAAGGAAAAAGAAAGAUAGGCCAUUUUGCUCAGCUUUUAUCACUUCUGCUAACAAAUGUUUUAGAGAUGUAACUACAUUUAUAGCUCUGUGAUGUGAAUUGUCCUUCCUAAAUCCUAAUCGAUACUCGGCCU